This is a messenger RNA of Sus scrofa (pig), 4226 nucleotides long. It is a transcript of the gene RERGL, whose product is annotated as RERG like. Gene Ontology annotation, molecular function: GTP binding; GTPase activity. NCBI's taxonomy places the organism in Eukaryota, Metazoa, Chordata, Mammalia, Artiodactyla, Suidae. The record is from RefSeq and is a predicted model, not a curated record.
GGUCCUUUUCCUUCUCUCAUUUCUUUUCAUGUUUGGGUUAAUUUAUCCCCUCUUGUCUUUCACAGAAGAAACCCAAGAAGAUGUAGGUUCAGAUAUUAAUAGAGAAAGCAAAACUGAUCUAGUCAAAGUAAAUUCAUAGGAAUGUUUACCCAAAAACUCUAUUAAUGAAGAGACUUUAUUUUUCUAGGUCUAAGGAGAGGGUAGAUUCCAGGUACAUGAAAGGAGAAGUCAGCUAAGCUAAUAGUUAAGAAUUUAAUAGAAUUUAACACCUUUGUGUAAAUAGUAACUCCACUGUUUUGUUUCAUUUUUGGUUUUGUUUUAGUGGGACAUAUUUGAAACUACUGUAGGAAAAUAUUUGAAAAGUUAUUAUUGGAUGGUAGGAGUAUGGGGUGGAGUUGGCCUUAGGGAAAUGAGAACAACAAUAAUAAAAAGGAUUUUUCAAAACACAUGCUUGGUUCACAUCAGUAUAGCUCCAGAAGACAGGACAGAACAAGAAGGAGCAGAAAAGCAAGAUGAAUGAGGUGAAGCUUGCUGUCUUGGGUGGUGAAGGAACAGGCAAAUCUGCCCUUACAGUAAGGUUUCUUACCAAGCGAUUCAUUGGAGAAUAUGCUUCUAAUUUUGAAUCUAUCUAUAAUAAAUAUUUGUGUUUGGAAGGGAAGCAAUUGAAUCUUGAAAUAUACGACCCUUGUUCUCAGCUGCAGAAAGCAAAAUUUUCCCUCACAAGUGAGCUGCAUUGGGCAGAUGGGUUUGUUAUUGUGUAUGACAUCAGUGACAGGUCUUCGUUUGCUUAUGCAAAAGCACUGAUCUACAGAAUUCGGGAGCCACAAAAUAGUCAUUGUAAAAGAGCUAUGGAAUCAGCAGUGCUUUUGGUUGGUAACAAGCAAGAUCUCUGUCACGUGCGAGAGGUUGGCUGGGAAGAAGGCCAAAAACUGGCAUUGGAUAACCGAUGCCAAUUCUGUGAACUGUCUGCAGCAGAGCAGUGUCUGGAGGUGGAAAUGAUGUUUAACAGAAUUAUCAAGGCCAUCCUGACAAACUUCAGACUCAAAGAAAAGAGAAGACCCAGUGGAUCUAAAUCAAUGGCCAAACUGAUCAAUAAUGUAUUUGGAAAGAGACGGAAAUCUGUCUAGUACACAUAUGAUCCUAGGGGAUUUAUUAUAGCAGAAAGUUUCAAAUAUUUGUAUGAUAAUUACAUUUACCCUUUGUAUGCAAUUUGAAAAAUUCUCUUAGACAGAUAAAGUGAUUUACCAUGAACCAUAACUGUGUUUUCAAAUAUAUAGUUUACCUUUUUGGUGGUUUGUAUCUUAUACACUUUAUUUCACACUUAACCUUUAUUUUACAAAAGAGCAAAAGUAUAACCUACUGGUGGAUUACUAUACAGUUUACCUUGCCAGAUAAAUGCUGUCUACAUAAUUUUAUUAAGCUGCAUUUCUAUAGCGCUCAGUUUACCUUUAUAUUUAUAUUUCUUUUUAAUGAAAUACAUCAUUAUAUUUAUAUAGCUGACAUAUGAUAGGGCUUAAUUUAUUAAUUUGUGAAAGUUCUUGAUCUAUUUAAUAGAAAUGCAUAGAUUUAAUUUUUAAAGUGUCUAUAAUAAACCAGUGAGUUACUUGAUAUUAUACAAUUUUUUAAAAAUUAGUUACACAAAUAACUAAGGCCUUAAGGAGUUAAAUUCCUUACACUUAAGUACAUAGUUUAUAGUUGGUCUGUGAUUGAAAAAAAUCUGCCUUUCCUUAUUGGAUGCUGUGGCAACAAGAGCAAUUAUCUGAGAAAUUAACUUACACUGCUAAGAUCCUUUUUAGAUUAGGGUUUUUUUUAAUUUUUUUUCCAGUUCAUUUAAAAAUCCAUACAUCAUAGGGAAAGAAAAAAAUGUAAAAACCUAUGGAUAGAUAUAUAACUUUGAAGGCCUUAUUGUUCUGAAAGAAAUACUGUAUUAGAUACAAUGUACAUUUUGGGCAUUCUCAGAUUACAUUGGGUACAGUUUCCCUCAGAGGUCAACUGUCCGUCUCUGCAACUGCUGAACCACUUCUGCUGUCCUUGCUGGGUGUGGCACCUGCUGGAUUUCAAGUUGCAAGCCUAAGCCUGACUUCAGCCAAAUCAUUGAUAGGUGAGGUUAAACUGGGAGUAUAAGCAGUGCUGUGUACAUAGUUGGUUGACAUGUAUCAUGCUAACCUGGGGACCACAUGAAAGGUCUUGUGUAGGCGGUGGUAGACCAGAGUCUGGAGGGUGACAGACUAUCAGGCUGGGCAGGAGAGAAUUCAUCUCAUCGACAUGGCCUUGCUUACCAUGAGUCACAAUCCAACAUUUGGCUUUUCUGUUCCCUAGAAAUCUAACCUUAAUGAUGCCCUAGAGUAAAAAGAGUGGAAAUAAGGGAACUUUGCAUGGUAGUACACAAACAGCUCAGGAUGUUCAUAAAGAUGAGGGAGUUAGAAUUGUCAUAGUAGGUUGGACCCAAGAACCCACCAUCUGACUGUAUUUUCUGGACUAUUCAGGGGAAGUUUCUUUACUAAGGAAGUGAGAGAUGCAGUGGCGAGGAGGCAAAGACAACUUUGACAAGUUUUGUAGCUACUGUGCUGUACAGGUUAGAGUUGACAGUAGGGACACUGCCAUUGAACUGCACUCCUCAAUAUCAAUGCAGAUGAUAGAAUCCUCGGACAGCAGAAUCUGAUUGUCAGCAUUUAACCCAAAGCUUUUUUAACCUGUUAACCCAUUUGUCCACUCAGCCCCCCAAGAAAUUAGUGCUGUAUCCAGGGUAGAGGCUCCCUUUCUGAUACCAGUUGGUUGGAAACUUAGAAGCUAUAUUGGGGCAAUAUAGAAGCUAUGUUGCUUAGAAGCUAUAUUGCUUCCAUCCCUGCCAUCAAGGCCACAGUUAUCAUGGGCCCAUUACAUUAAACACAAAGGUGGUCAAGAAGAAAAGUAGAGCAGUAGAGCAGUUCAUCCUGUUCAUUUGGUUGUGAAGUGAAUUCUCAUUGGGUGAUGCUCUCUGUGGGCAUUAAAAUGCUAUCCAAAGAUAUGUAGGUGUCAUACCCUCUCUGAGAAAUCCAUUCACAAACUUUUUCUCUGGACCUUCUCAUUGCUGUUCUUCCUCUCUUACCUCUUACAGAUACCCCUGACCAAAUGGCAAACCCAUUGAUCACUGCCCAGAACUCUGAACCACGUUACACCUUUCCUGCCUUAAGAGGUACACAGUGAAACAUAUUUUUUGAAGCUCUGGUAAAUGGGAUAAUUUCCUUUCCCCGAUGAGCCUCAUGGUUGCCUCUGUGCAGAACUGUAAUGAAGCCCAGUCCUCCUUUGCCUGUUACUAACACAUCAAGUUUCUUAUCACUAAGAACAUUCAGGUUAGAUUGCUUGGUAAAGGAGUAAUAAACUUCUAUUGUAUAGUUAUUCCAGUAACUUCAGUGAUACAUUUUUGGUCGAUUACUUAUGGAGAUUUUAUUAAUCUUUUAUAAUCUUAAUAUUGACUAUGUAAGUAUAUGUAUAUGUACAUAUAUUUCAGUUUAAUCAUUUAUACUUUAAACUUUUUUAGUUUUAUUUUGUUCUAAUUGGUCUCUUGAGUAAUCCUAGUUUUAGAGAUUUGAUCUUCAAUCUUUAAAAUUCUUUUCCCAGUUAAAGAAAUAUUUUAGGGAGAUGAUUUUGCAUUAAAAAUAACAUAUUUAUCCACGUUAUAUAUGAGGACUCUACUGUCAAAGUGGAAUGAAAAUUCUUUCACAGCUUAAUCCAUGCAUAUAUAUCUGUGAUGAGUCAGAGUUCAGAUUUUCUCCAUUAAGAAUAUUACUCAUAUUUGUAUAUAUUUAUUUUUCUUUAUUACACUUUGCUUUUUUUAGCAAGAUUAUCUGAGAUUACACAUCUGGUGACAAGGAGUCUAUGGAACAUAGCAUUCUAUAAGAACAAGCAUUCUCACCAGAAAAAAAAAAGAUAACUAUAUGAGGUGAUAGAUGUCUUAAUUAACUUAAAUGUAGCAAUUGUUUCACAAUGUAUACAUUAUAUGAAGUUAUUAUAUUGUACACUUUAAAUAUAUUAUGGCUUUGUCAAUUAUACCUCUUUAAAGCUGAAAAAAUUAUUUUACAUUAAACAAAAAUAAUUUACAUUUUAAAAAGAAUUUCUGUGAGGUAACUUUAGAAAUGAACGAUUUAUUAUUUUCCAGAGUGAUAUUUUAAAGUGCUGGGUUAAUGUAUCCUUUUAUAAUGUGACAGUUUUAAAACAUGUGUGUGCAUUUUUGAUACUUCUCCAUC